GCUUCCGACGACUUCCGGCGGCUCCUCUCGCGGGGAUUGGCUGUUGGCGGCGUUGCGGGCGAAGCUCGUGUAGCGGCGGCGGUGUCGGUAGCGGCUGCAGCGAAGAGAAUUUGGCGCGAUGUCUCACACCAUUUUGCUGGUACAGCCUACCAAGAGGCCAGAAGGCAGAACUUAUGCCGACUAUGAAUCUGUGAAUGAGUGCAUGGAAGGUGUUUGUAAAAUGUAUGAAGAACAUCUGAAGAGAAUGAAUCCCAACAGUCCCUCCAUCACAUAUGAUAUCAGUCAGUUGUUUGAUUUUAUCGAUGACCUGGCAGACCUCAGCUGCCUGGUUUACCGAGCUGAUACCCAGACAUACCAACCUUAUAACAAAGACUGGAUUAAAGAGAAGAUCUACGUGCUCCUCCGUCGGCAGGCCCAGCAGGCCGGGAAAUAAUUGAGUUGGAAGCAUCAGGGGGUGGGGGUGGGCUUGGAACACAGGUGUGUACAGCGUGCUGUAGUGAAAGUUUUGUAUUAUAGUAAUCCUGUUUCCAUUUUGUUACACUCUAGCCAAGAUUGAAUAUAUUAGAUAAAAUGUGAGGAUCUUGUUCAAUCUGAAACCCCCAUUGCCCCCCGCUUUCCUUUUUUCCUUUUUUUUUUUUACUUAAACAUUUUUAUGAUGAUUUAGAUGAAAGCUGUUCUUUGUCAGUUAAUGUUGGUUUCAAUCUUUCAAACUGUUCGUUCAUAUCUGCUUUAUAACAUUCACUGUACUAACCCUUCUUUAGGACGGGGUGGGGGGUGGUAACACAGUUUAGUUAUGUCCUCAAGAUAAAGUCUUAGUGAAAAAUAAAUAAAUGUUCUUUAGUUAUA
Lemur catta (Ring-tailed lemur) is the source of this 846-nucleotide messenger RNA. RefSeq names its product ERH mRNA splicing and mitosis factor (gene ERH). The coding region runs from base 119 to 433 and encodes 104 amino acids. Lineage: Eukaryota; Metazoa; Chordata; Mammalia; Primates; Lemuridae. The transcript has 4 exons. The record is from RefSeq and is a predicted model, not a curated record.